AAAAAAGACUAAUUAUGAAUAAACAACAAUCAAAAUUUAAUUUUCCACAGUCUGAUCAUCAUAUAAAUCGACUCUUCAGCAAUCUUAAUCUUCGUCAUCAAGGACCUCAAAGAUUGGACAAAGAAGUACAAUUUAUACCUCCAUGGGAGACUAAAAUUGGACAGCUUCAACAAGUUGUACGCUCCCUUCGUCAAAAUGCGGAUACUUAUCUUCAGAAUCGUGGCUCAGUAAUUGUUCGCUGUUAUCCAUUCAAGAGUCAAUAUUAUAUGAAUAUUGUUUAUGAUCUUAUACGAAAUUCAAUUGCUGCUGUCAACCACUAUGGACGCACUCGUUUUGAUGGAGAAAUAACGCCUAUACUCAUUCAAUCAUAUAAUGGAAAUGUCAAUCCAAUCGUUUGUACUCCUAUGCCAUUUGGCGCGCCAAUUUAUAUACCGCCCGAACGUUUGACGGAUGUUGUACUUUUGCGUGUUCAUUUUAAUUUUCCUGAGGCGGCUCUAUAUUUUUUACAAACGUUUAAUCGCACUGUUUUUAAUGUAUUUGAUCGCCAUGCUGUAAAAGUUCCUUUUGUUCACGCUGAUUUGACUCGUCCUGAACGUUUACUUCGCAAUCGUUUGCAACAAAUUUGUCAACAAAAGAAUGCUGGACGUUUUAGCUCUGCGCCUCCUAUGCCAGGACAAAAUGAUAAUUAUAGCUAUGGAUAUUAUCGCAAUUUGUGUCAAAGCGGAGAACGUUAUUUCCACAAUGGAAUACAACUUUAUAAGGAAUAUCCAGGUAGACAAACUGAAUCUGUACCUUUUCAACCAUUUUCUGAAUUGCAGUAUUUACAUGUUAUAGUUGCUUCGCUUCGUAAAUUUGCGGUGAUAUACAACCAAAAGGAAUGUUCAGUAAUUAUCCAAAAUGUUGAUCUCGAUAAUGGAAGUGAUAACGAUGUUGAACGAAUUACUACAUUGGUUUAUAAUGUAGUCAAUACACAAUUGUUUAAAGAGCGUUUUCGUGAUCUUCAGAAGCUUCAUAAAGGAAUAUGUUCACCCCAAACAAAUUCCAAUUCUUAUUUGCCUAUUAAAAUUGAACGUGUUGAACGUCUUCCACAACCAAAUUUGAAUAAUAAAAAUGGAGGAAAAGAAGGAGGAACGGCAACAAAUGUGGAUAAUUCAACAAUUAAGAAAAAAGGACGUCCACCACUUAUUCGUACAUCUUUUCGAAAUAAAGAAGCGGCACAAGCAUUUUGUCAACUUUUUAAGGAGUGUCAAAAAUUAGCAGAACAAAAAGAAUAUGAUGAUACUCAUGAUGAUGGCGAAAAUUCUUCUGAUUUUAAUUCAUAUUCUGAUUUAUCUGAAUCUGAAAUAUUUAUUGGAAAAGGAGGAGAAGGAGAACAAAACAAGGACAAAACUUUAUCAUCAAAGAAAGGACAUAAACACAGCAAAAAUAGUCGCAAAAAUUCAAAAAUUUGUUUGUUUCCAAAUGCUUUUGCCCAUAGAGAUUUGACACCUCCAGAACUUGCUUUGGGUUAUUCACUUCGAAUUUUUUGUCGAGAAAAGAAUGGACCUUUUUCUUCUUAUGAAUAUAAUAAAGGAAUUUCUAUUAUUACUGAUGAAGGUGAACUUGUUGAACAACAGCAAAGGAAGCAACAUAUUCGUUAUUAUGUUCGUGGUGGUCGUAUAUUUGAACGUUCAAAUAAUAAUAAUACUCCUUCUGUUCAUCAAACAAAGACUUAA
Messenger RNA from Meloidogyne enterolobii, 1715 nucleotides. NCBI's taxonomy places the organism in Eukaryota, Metazoa, Nematoda, Chromadorea, Rhabditida, Meloidogynidae. The record is from the annotation of a GenBank genome assembly.